CUCAUUAACUUUCCAAGUUCCAAUUUUAAAUACCUAAAUGAUUGUCACUGUGCACUGUGUUAAUCAUGUUAAAUGCAACAGUUCACUACACCUUUUGAGUCACACACGGCGUAUGAGUAACGGAAACACUUGCUCAUGGAAUUCUCGAUUCGAAUUUAACUCAGUGGCAGUCUGUCACAGCAAGAUCAUUAAAUAUCUUACACUCUUGUCCCAUUUUUCAGUUUUGAUUGUAAUUUUUUUUUUUUUCGGCCGCCCGAGUAGAAGGCCAAUUUGGCAGCAAACAAAUCCCAAACCAAAUUUCCAUUUCUACCAGACAAGAUGUCACUUGGCUCUAGUUCUGCCCACUUUUGUCGGGCAGUCGAGUUUUCCGAACAAUCGAAGCGACAGCAACAAGAAAGGAAAAAGUACCGCUGGCAUCCUGGCGGCCCUGGCCGGCGUCUAUGAGCUGGACAAGUUCAACGAGGGCUCCGCGGAGCAUCUGGAGAAGUUCGUCCAACUGGGCAUGGCCGGUGCUCUGAUCUUCGCUGGACUCGUCGGCUGUCUGGGCGCCAUCCUCGGUUCCAUCAAGGUGAUGGUGGUGAACCUGAUUGUGCUGCUGAUUCUGAUAGCCGCGCACAUCUGGAAGGUGUCGCACUACAACGAGACCAAGCAGCUGGACGCCACUGAGGUGUACGUGAUGGAUCUCUGGAUGAAGGAGCUGGUCCACCAUGGCGCCAUGCAUCACCUGCAGCAGGAGUACGAGUGCUGUGGCGACAAGGGCUAUUCCGACUACACCAGCCUCAACAUGAAGGUGCCGCGCAGCUGCUUCCACACCAAGGAUGGCAUCCACGCCCUGUAUCCCUACGCGGAGGGCUGCAUGGCUGCCGUCCAGCGAUCCUACCUGCAGAUCUACCGAUUCGAGAAGUGGAUCCACUGCGGACUCAUUGGCUACGAGGUCGUAGGCAUCAUCUUGGGCAUCACCUUGUGCUGCCAACUGACCAAUAAAACUCGUCGUUACACCUACUGAUUACCAAUGACUUUUGUACAAAAGCAAAAUCCCUAGGCAAAUAAGAAACGUAUAUAUAAAAAAAGAGAUAUUAAAUGUAGAUCGAUUGAAUCUUAAA
Molecule: messenger RNA, 1103 nt
Organism: Drosophila gunungcola (fruit fly)
Lineage: Eukaryota; Metazoa; Arthropoda; Insecta; Diptera; Drosophilidae
Product: protein late bloomer
Exons: 5
Coding region: 38-1006 (322 amino acids)
Cellular component (GO): membrane
Source: RefSeq, a predicted model, not a curated record